Podospora pseudocomata is the source of this 840-nucleotide messenger RNA. RefSeq lists its product as uncharacterized. The coding region runs from base 1 to 840 and encodes 279 amino acids. The record is from RefSeq and is a predicted model, not a curated record. The transcript has a single exon. Lineage: Eukaryota; Fungi; Ascomycota; Sordariomycetes; Sordariales; Podosporaceae.
AUGUCCACAACAACCCAAACACACUCUCAAAAGCUCCAGGCAGCUUCGCAAUCAAUCUACCCAGCUUCACCAUCACCAUACCACCUCAGAAAGAGUCCCACCAUGUCGAUUGCCCAGACGUACUUCCUCGCCCACAAGGCAAGGGCCAAGCUCUCCUCGGAAGCCGCCCGCCCUGAUCACAACCUCCGCCUGCUCGUCGGACACGCCAACCUGCUCGACUCCCUCAUGCUAGAUCUCGCCGACGCCGAGAGGGAACAAGAAUCGUGGUUCAACCAAUCCGUCCGUGGCGCCACCCAGAGCCCACCACCAUCCACCAACAACCGCCACAUCCAAUGGGCCGACCACAUGGAAGAGCCCCAGCACGACUGGAGAGCCGAGGACGCCGACUCUGAUUCCGACGACUCGGACUGCAGCUACGACGAGGACGAGGAUGACCUCGACUCGGACGAGGACGUUGAGAUGGCCGACGCGGUCGUUGCCCUCAGGAGGAUACCUUCCCACGCCAGCAUGCUCCCACCAAAGGGCUACAACUACCGAGACGAAGAAGAGGAGGACUACGACAUGGAAGACGACGACGAGGACUACACCCAGCUCGCCCUCCAGAGAACAUCUUCUCACUCUGCACCAUCCUCCCCACCCGAGCUCCUCGACGAUUCCGACUCCACCACCGACGACGAGUCGUCCAUGCCACCAUCACCACCAACCACUACGCUACCCGCUUUUGACGACAAGAAGAGCACAACGAUACAAAGUGCGACGGGGCACGGGGACAAGGACGCCUUUUAUGAGGAAGGGUUCUAUCUCCCGCCGAGAAACCCGGCGAGGAUAUCGAUCUACUAG